AAAUGAACAAUAGUUUAAACGGAAUCAGAUACUGUACAUAGAUCAUAGCAUUGAAUCGUGAGACUAUAGGAUAGUAGUUUUUGUAAUUAAGUUGUAACACGUUCAUGCGUCAAAAGUCGCCUUAACCGCGUGGUUUUGCAGAAUGAACACCCUACAAGAGUUGUUAAGGCAUGUCAAUUUCAUCAUGUUCCAAAGACAACAAUAAAUUCGAGCUUUCAGAGUUCAAACCUCAGCACAAUUAAAAUUUUGAAUGUGACGAGUUAUUGAACCAAAAGGGUAUUGAAUAGUUUCUACUUUCCACACAGAAAAAUUGAAAUUAACACAAUAGAAGAGAGAGGAAGAGAUUAUAUAUAUAGGGAUAUAGAGAGAGGUUUAGAAGAGUGCAGAGAAAAUGGGUGGUGGAGGUGAAGAAGGGAACAAUUUGGAAUUCACUCCCACUUGGGUUGUUGCUGUUGUUUGUUCUGUGAUUGUUGCUGCUUCGUUUGCUGCUGAAAGGUUUCUUCAUUAUGGAGGGAAGUUUCUCAAGAGGAAGAAUCAGAAGCCACUCUAUGAAGCCCUGGAAAAAAUCAAAGAAGAGUUGAUGCUGUUGGGCUUUAUUUCUCUGCUACUGACAAUAACACAAAAUGGGAUCAUCAGAAUUUGUGUUCCAGUGGGUUGGACUCACCAUAUGCUUCCUUGCAGUCUAAAGGAUAAAGAAAAGGAAGAAUCAACAAAAACCACAUCACAUUUUCAGACAUUUUUCUCUUUCUCUGAUAUUUCUGGCACUGCUAGGCGCCUUUUAGCUGAGAGUGAGAGUGAGAAUGAGGAUCACCAACCAGCAACAGGAGAAAAACUUUGUGCUAGGAAGGGCAAGGUUCCUCUAUUAUCUGUGGAGGCACUGCACCACCUUCAUACCUUUAUUUUUGUCCUAGCUGUGGCCCAUGUCACAUUUUGUGUUCUCACUGUUGUCUUUGGAGGGUUAAAAAUACGUGAGUGGAAGCACUGGGAAGACUCUAUUGGCAAUGACAAUAAAAAUGAAACACAACCAGUUUUGGAACCAACAGUGACUCAUGUUCACCAACACGCUUUUAUCCAGAAUCGUUUUACUGGUCUUGGCAAAGAUUCUGCUGUUCUGGGUUGGGUGAAAUCAUUCUUCAAGCAAUUUUAUGGAUCUGUGACCAAAUUAGAUUAUGUGACAUUAAGGCUUGGGUUCAUUAUGACCCACUGCAAAGGAAAUCCAAAGUUUAAUUUCCAUAAAUACAUGAUUCGUACCCUUGAAGAUGAUUUCAAGAAAGUUGUUGGUAUAAGCUGGUAUCUUUGGAUCUUUGUGGUCAUCUUUAUGUUGCUGAAUGUCCAUGGUUGGCACGCAUAUUUCUGGAUUUCUUUCAUUCCUCUCAUUCUUCUACUUGCUGUGGGUACUAAGUUGGAGCAUGUAAUAAUCCAACUAGCUCAUGAAGUAGCUGAGAAGCAUUCGGCCAUAGAAGGUGAAUUAGUUGUUCAACCAAGAGAUGACCACUUCUGGUUUAAUCGUCCGCACAUUGUCCUCUUCCUGAUUCACUUCAUCCUCUUCCAAAAUGCUUUUGAGAUUGCAUUUUUCUUUUGGAUAUGGUUUGUUUCUCAGGUUACAUAUGGCUUUGACUCCUGUAUAAUGGGGCGGGUUCGUUACAUUGUUCCAAGGCUCAUUAUUGGGGUAUUUAUUCAGUUACUAUGUAGCUAUAGUACCCUGCCACUUUAUGCAAUCGUUACACAGAUGGGAACUCACUUUAAGAAGGCCAUAUUUGAUGAACAAGUGCAAGCACGCCUUGUAGGUUGGGCACAAAAGGCAAAGAAAAAAGGACAAAGAGGUGAUAAUAGCCUCUCUGGCCAAGAAAGUUCUCGUGCAGGUGCUGGAAUUCAACUAGGAUCAGUGUUCAGGAGGGAAUCUGCCUCAGAAGACAAUGUUAUUGUCCCAAGAAAUGAUGGAUCCGAAUGAGUGUGGAAUGUGGAUAUACCGUAGCCAAGAUGUACACACGUACAAAAAAAUGUUUUGGCACCAUAUUAUAUAUUUUUAAUUGUAAUUUUGCUUAGUAUCAAAUCAGCAAUGAACCACCCCAAUGUUGCCUUUUAUUUUUAUGUUUUUACAUAAUGUGGUGGAUAACUUAGGAUGCCAUCACAACAUUAUCAAGGAUAGAUAGAUCUUCAACAAAAGCUUAUUAUACAAAAGAAAUGCACUAAGGGAGUAAAUGUUUCAAAUGAA
Glycine soja is the source of this 2215-nucleotide messenger RNA. Its product is annotated as MLO-like protein 1. NCBI's taxonomy places the organism in Eukaryota, Viridiplantae, Streptophyta, Magnoliopsida, Fabales, Fabaceae. Gene Ontology annotation, biological process: defense response. The record is from RefSeq and is a predicted model, not a curated record. Gene Ontology annotation, cellular component: membrane. The coding region runs from base 392 to 1951 and encodes 519 amino acids. The transcript is spliced from 13 exons.